Molecule: messenger RNA, 2704 nt
Organism: Linum tenue
Lineage: Eukaryota; Viridiplantae; Streptophyta; Magnoliopsida; Malpighiales; Linaceae
Source: the annotation of a GenBank genome assembly
CAGAAAGAACCCACCACCUCUCUCCACUUCCACCAACACCAUCCUUCUAUAGGAAAGCCAGGUAGAGAAACAAGAAAGAAAAAGAGCAAAAGCAAAAGAGAGAUAAUUGAAAGGGUCUUCUCUUCUUUUGCUGGCUGGCUGGGUCUCUCUGUAGUUUUUGCCUCUCUUCUCUUUCCUUUUCCCAACUUUCUUUGCUUCUUGAACCAGCUUUCUGCCAUGGUGAUUGCUCAACUGGGUCUCCAACCAGAACUAGUUGUACUGCUUACUUCACCGUCGAGCUGAAAACAGUGAUGCGGGAAAAAUGGGGAAGAAGGGAAGUUGGUUUUCAGCAAUCAAGAGGGUCUUCUUGCCCCAUUCCAAGGAUAAAUUAGCUAAUGAACCAGAUAAGAAAAGUAGUAGUAAAGAGAAAAAGAAGAAAGGCAUAGGAAAGUUCAGGCAAGGUGAAAGCAGCAGCUCAUUUAUUCCAUUGUUCAGAGAACCGAGCAGUAUCGAGAAGAUAUUGGAUGAGGCAGAAAGAGAACACAAACUAACUUUCAGGCCACCAACUCCUCCUGCUGAACAACCUAGAACUCCAACUUUUGUGCCUCCACCUUCCAGAUUAGUUUCUUCUUCUCCACGGGUUCCCUCUCUAAGAGUUAGUAGCUCUCCAAGGGCUGCUACUUCUCCAAGAGCCCCAUCCCCAAGGGCUGCUGCUUCUCCUAGGCCUCCAUCUCCAAGGGCUGCUGCUUCCCCUAGGCCUCCAUCUCCAAAGGCUGCUGGUCCUUCAACUUCUGCUAGAGCAACUUCUCCGAAGAAUGUGGAGCGUGAGAGGCAAGUAUAUAGGAGGAUUGAGCCAACAUUGAGAAACCAGAAUGCUUGUGCUACCAAGAUCCAAGCAGCUUACAGAGGCUAUGUGGCAAGGAGGAGCUUUAGAGCCUUGAAGGGUCUAGUGAGGCUCCAGGGAGUGAUCAGAGGACAGAAUGUGAAGCGCCAGACAAUGAACGCAAUGAAAUGCAUGCAGCUCUUGGUUCGUGUCCAAUCCCAGAUUCAGUCGCGGAGGAUUCAGAUGUUGGAAAACCAGGCAAGACAACAUAAGAACAACGAUAAAGAAGUCGAGUCUCAUUUGGGCAAAUGGAGCCAAGCUUCUGAAGGAGAUGACUGGGACGACAGUGUGCUGACAAAAGAUCAGGUCGAGGCAAGAAUACGGAGUAAAAUGGACGCGGUGAUCAAGAGAGAAAGAGCAAUGGCAUAUGCAUAUUCUCACCAGCUAUGGAAGGCCUCUCCGAGGGCUACACAACUAUCCUUAACAGACAUCCGGUCGAAUGGAUUCCCAUGGUGGUGGAACUGGCUCGAGCGCCAGCUCCCCUCCUCAUCAUCAAACAACAACCAGGAAAACCAGCCGACAAAGAGUUUCCACCCCACUCCCACAAGGCCAUCAUCAGAGGUGAAGCCUAGCCCUGUACAUCAACAACAUUUCACCUAUGACGGCAUGGAUACUCCCACACCACGGUCAACUAGGUCCACUACCAGAUUUGUACGAACGCCGGUUCACAAGAUGACCCCAAACAACAACGCAGCAAACAGCUCAUCAGGCCUAUCGAAGUACUCGAGAGCACGAGGAGGAGGAGGGGGUGAUCACUCCUCCCCAUCACCAUUCAACUUCCCAUCCAAGGACGACGACAGCCUGACAAGCUGCCCACCAUUCUCGAGGCCUAACUACAUGACUCCAACGGUCUCUGCCAAGGCAAAGGCCCGUGCCAACAGUAACCCAAGGGAGAGGUUCCCUCUCCCUGGUACGCCGAGCAGCGAGAAGAGGAGGGUUUCUUUCCCCUUUGGAGGUGGACAAUCAUUCAAGUGGAAUGCAGGCAGUUUGUUCUCUUCCAACAGCAACAAGGGCUCUGGAUCACCAAGGGUGAUUGAGAAGCACCAGCCAAUUCAUUCCAUUGGGAAUUUGAGUGUUGAUUCCACAGUUUCCAUGCCUGCUGCUGUUGGGAGAAGGCCAUUUAACAGGGAUUUCGAUAUCUGCGCUAUUGAUUUCUCUGGCGUUGCCAAGCUCCUCCACUGCUACCGCCGACGGCCUUAUCUUGCGGCCGGCAGAUUGUUCGCCGUAAUGGGGACAGAGAACGUCACCCUGUCUCAGGAUGCGCUGCCCAGAAAACGACGGCGGCAGAUCUGUUCGAUAAACCCUUCUCCUGCCGCUAUCAGCAAACUCGGAGACGAUCUCCUCGUAGAAAUUCUGAUCCGCCUCCCGAACCCUGGAUCCGCCUGCCGGAGCAAACCCGUCUGCAAGCUGUGGAACUCGCUCGUCUCCGAUCCCAGCUUCAAUCGCCGUUCCGUUUCUCGCCGCCAGAGCAUCAACGAACAAGAGCCGCCGCCGCCGCUUCUUCCCUCGGACGACCCCCAAUCGAUCGUCGCGAGCUUCCUCCCCGUGCCCGCGGAGGCUCGGGAGUAUUUCAGAGUUCUCGAUUCCUUCAAAGACUUGGUCCUAUGUGGGUUUCGCGAGGCAUACUCGUACAGGAUGAAGGAGGAAUUCAGCAGAUUGUACUUGGUCUGCAAUCCAUUUACGAAACAGUGGAUCGCCCUUCCCCUCGCCCCUUCCACGCGACAGGAUGCCAGGUUAGUUUGCGAGCCACGCGUUUCUAACAAUCUUGAUCUAGGAGGAGAUGAUGAUGAUGAUGAUCAAGAAGUGUGUACUUAUUCCGAGUAUCGGUUUAGGGUGGCGUAG